UGCUCGUAGCAUGACAUGGUCCACGUUCACGCCAGCACUACGCAUGCUUUCCAGGUGUGCCCUACCCUCGACAGCCCGUGCGAUAUGCAGGCGACUAGGGCCGACCCGCCGCGGUGUGUCCAAUGCCCUCCAUUUUUACUCGAACAAACAACUCGAGCUAUAUGCUUCCAAGGAGGCAAAGCGGCUCACUCUUAGGCAACUUGUUUUCUUUGGCCGGUCAAUGAACGAGGAGCGUCUCAUAACCAGUGCAAACUAUGUGAGGACAGAACUUCCAGUACGGAUAGCGCACCGGUUGCGGGAUAUGCAGGCAUUGCCAUAUGUCGUGGUGACACAAGAGGGACUUGCUAAGGUGUAUGAGUUAUACUGGUCCGCUUUCGACAAAUUCCGCCGGUAUCCUCAGGUUGCUACUCGCACCGAGAACGAAGCAUUCUGCAAAUUCCUCCGCAGCCUCCUAGACGAACACUCUACGGUCAUACCCAACCUUUCCCUCGGCCUUUCCCUUUCGUCACCCUACCUCGCACCUGACCGGCUCGAUUCCUUUAUGCGCCGAAUGCUCGUUUCACGAAUAUCGCGGCGCGUGCUUGCCGAGCACCACAUAGCACUUUCUAAAGACUACGAGUCUCGGCGUGAUGGCAACCCGCAUUCGGACCAUGUAGGUGUGAUUUACACGGGGCUGAACGUACGCGAAAGUAUCGAGCGGUGCACAAACUACCUUCGGGAUCGCGCAUUCGAUGUCGACCAUGAUAUGCCCGAACAUAGUAACAUACGUGCAGACUGGUCAGAAGUUGUCGUGGAUGGACAUACGGAUACACAGUUCCCUUAUAUCAAGGAACAUCUAGACUAUAUCAUUUUUGAGCUGUUGAAGAACUCUUUCCGAGCGACACGCAUAAAACACCCGCAUGCGGAGACGCUGCCGCCGAUACGGGCGACUAUCGUCUCUGGAGAAAACUUUGUCACUAUAAGGAUAUCUGACCAAGGUGGUGGUCUGCUGACACCGCAGAUCAAGUCACCGUCCGACCUUUUCUCCUUUUCUCAUGUACGGAAUGCAACACGUAUGGAACACUCCAGGCUGGGCGCACUGCGCACUGUCAGCUCUAGUACCAAAGGGAUGACGGCGACUGUACAUGAACAGCUAUAUGCUGUCAAUCGUGUAGACGCUCCCGACCGGAGCACACCGCAUCCGCGCAUUGGGAUCGGACUACCAAUGAGUAAUAUCUAUGCGACAUAUUUUGGAGGCUCGCUGGAGCUAGUCAGUAUGGAUGGCUUCGGCACCGACGUUUACUUGCGUCUACCGAGAUUGGGGACGAACCUGGAAGGUAUCGAGUUGUAGACUGCCCUUUUGUGCGCACUCGCAGAGCUGCUCGCAGUGGGGCCGUCGUGAUGCAUUGCAUGGUUAUCUCCGCAGACUACGGACACGCCCGCAAUAUGGUUCCCCUUGGCGGCAGCGCCUACGGCCCGUGCCUUCGCUAGAGCCUCUGCUGAAGCUGUAUGCUCCUCAGGCUGGCGUUGUAUAUCUUGUAUGUAGUCUGGAUAUCCUUGCAAUUCC
Phanerochaete carnosa HHB-10118-sp is the source of this 1546-nucleotide messenger RNA. RefSeq lists its product as uncharacterized. Gene Ontology annotation, cellular component: mitochondrion. The coding region runs from base 11 to 1330 and encodes 439 amino acids. The transcript is spliced from 12 exons. Gene Ontology annotation, biological process: regulation of glucose metabolic process; protein phosphorylation. The record is from RefSeq and is a predicted model, not a curated record. NCBI's taxonomy places the organism in Eukaryota, Fungi, Basidiomycota, Agaricomycetes, Polyporales, Phanerochaetaceae. Gene Ontology annotation, molecular function: pyruvate dehydrogenase (acetyl-transferring) kinase activity.